AUGGAGAUAAAGUCAUCAGGUAUCUUUAAAAAGGUUGUUAUUCAAGCAGAAAUAUCUUCAAAAAAAGUGUCUAAAGUUUGUGUUGCAGAGGGAGUUUUCAGAUCUGAUGGAAGUUCAGAAAUAAUUCUUCUCAAAAUGUAUAGAAAAGAUAUGGUCAUUAACCAUAAUCAUAUUUGGAAUGAAAGGAAGGUUUUAGAGUACAUUAGAGAAAGCCAAACAAUUAAAGAAGACGAAAAAUCUUCUUUGCCCUUAAUAUACGAUUCGCUUGUUUUAGAAGAGAAAAAUACUGGAAUAACAUACAUUUGUAUUGCUUUAAAGUACAUCCAGGGGAAAACUCUGGACAAGUAUUUGAAUAAUAAAAAUAUAAAUAUAGACAUAUUGAAGAAGAUCCUCAUACAAGUGGCAAAAGUUGUUGGUACUUUGCAUAGAGAAGGUAUUAUACAUCGAGAUAUUAAAUGUAGCAAUAUUAUCAUUGAGUCUGAAACAGGAAAAGUAAUACUCACAGAUAUGAGCUUGGCAUGUUUUGUUAACUUUAAGAAAAAAGAAAGGUUAUCAGAAUUAUGUGGAUCGUUUCAUUCUAUGGCGCCAGAAAUGAUUUGCAUGCAGGAGCCAAAUUACAGUAUAGAAUUUGACUGGUGGUCAUUUGGAGUCUUAAUUUACGAAAUGGUAUUUGGAAUACCUCCAUAUGGAUAUCAUCCAGAAGAAAAUAAAUACCUUCUUAAAAGAAUUAAUGAGUCUCCAAAAUCUCUAAGUUUUCCUGAGCCAGUGAUUUUAAUGGGGGAUUUUAUUUCCAGCAAGAAGAAUCUGGAAGAAAUUGAAGAUUUGAUUAAGAAACUCUUAAACAGUGAUGAGACAAUUAGAUUAGGUUCACAGGGGGGCUGUGAACAAGUGCUAGACCAUCCCUGGUUUAAUAGCCAGCAUUCAUCAAAAUAA
This is a messenger RNA of Cryptosporidium ubiquitum, 933 nucleotides long. RefSeq lists its product as uncharacterized. Gene Ontology annotation, molecular function: ATP binding; protein kinase activity. The coding region runs from base 1 to 933 and encodes 310 amino acids. Lineage: Eukaryota; Apicomplexa; Conoidasida; Eucoccidiorida; Cryptosporidiidae. The transcript has 4 exons. Gene Ontology annotation, biological process: protein phosphorylation. The record is from RefSeq and is a predicted model, not a curated record.